AUGGCAACAGAUAUAUUAGCCAUGCCUGUGUCUUCAGUGGCCUCUGAAUCAGCUUUUAGCACCGGGAAGCGCGUGCUGACUCCAUGGAGAGCUUCUUUGUCUACAAGGACAGUUGAAGCAUUGCUCUGUACGCAAAGCUUUCUUCAAAAGCCCAUUGCUCUUGAUAUUCUAUGUGACUAUAUACCUGAUGAUGCUGUUGAAGAUGAGGCAGGUAAAAACCCGGCACCGGAGUGGAACCGGACUGGUCUUACAGGUAAACGUACAAGUCCAGGUACAAGUCCUCAAAUUGAAGAACUGGACCAAAGGAGGAGUUUAGUCCUGCAAUUCUUAAUAGGAAGAAACUGUAAUGAACAGGAUACUCCCUGUGUUAUUCAAUUUUCUCUUAUUCGGUUAGGUGUUGCACUAAUAAUAGCGGGUCUGGAUGCAAAAUUAGCAAUACUCCUCCAGAACAUUUGUGUGACAGUACCAGAUUAUCCUCCCGGUUCAUGUCCUUAUGUCGUGGAAGGAAGUAAUUUUGAUUGCGGCAAGAAUGGGAGAACUGACCAUCAAUUUUUAAAAUGGCGAUGGCAGUGGCUGUCUGCAGGGUGCGAUAGCAAUAUCCCAAGAAAUCUUAAUGCAACAGAUUUCUUAGAGAGGUUGAGAGGGAAAAAGGUAGCAUUUGCAGGGGAUUCUCUGAACCGGAAUAUGUUUUCAUCAUUAGCAUGUAUUUUUUGGAAUGUGGUUCCGGAUAAGAGUAAAGUUUAUUGGCUCCAGGGAGGAGCUUUGUCUGUGAGAUUUGAGGACUACAAUUGUACGGUAGGAUUUGUGCCGUCUCCUUUUCUGGUUUAUAAAACAAUACCCCAGAGCAAGUCAAAGCAAGAGCUGGUGACAAUGAGAUUGGACUUGAUUGAUCCACGCGCAUCAUUAUUCUAUCGCGAUGCUGAUGUUGUAGUGUUUAAUUCAUGGCACUGGUGGGCUAAAAAUAAAGUUCACAACGGUACAAACUAUUUUCAAGAAGGCGAUUACUUAUACCCGACACUGGAGAUAAAUAAAGCAUUUAAGAAAGCUCUUAGUACCCGGGGAAAAUGGAUAGACAACAACAUCGAUUCGAACAAAACCCAAGUUGUUUUUAGAGGACAUUCAAUCAGCCAUUUCGUUGGAGGUCCAUGGAACAAAGGUGGAAGAUGCGACGGAGUGACAGAACCACUCACGAGUAAAGAAACAUUCAAAGAGAAGAAUCCUUCGGGAGUAAAAUCAAUAGAAGACACACUACGUCAGAUGAAGACUCCUGUAAUAUAUCUAAACAUCACUAAAGAAGGAUGCCGAUUCCCAAUUAAUAGAAGCAAGGAGGCUUCACAUAGAAAUUUAGUUUGCGCUUUCGGAGUUUUGUUGGGGAAUCCCCUUUGGUUUUUUUGUUUUUGUUUUGUUGUUUCGGAGUUUUGGCCGUGCCCUCCUUCUUGUUUCGCCUUGGCGCUUCUACUCUUGUUCUUGUUUUUCAUUUUAUCAAUAAUUUUUUUAACCUUUUUCCCUUGGAAAAAAGUUCAGUAAAUCCGUGCUAAUGCACAAGCAAGGGGCAUCACACUAG
Messenger RNA from Papaver somniferum (opium poppy), 1564 nucleotides. RefSeq names its product protein trichome birefringence-like 2. The transcript is spliced from 8 exons. Bases 1 to 1527 code for a protein of 508 amino acids. The record is from RefSeq and is a predicted model, not a curated record. NCBI's taxonomy places the organism in Eukaryota, Viridiplantae, Streptophyta, Magnoliopsida, Ranunculales, Papaveraceae. Gene Ontology annotation, molecular function: O-acetyltransferase activity; protein dimerization activity. Gene Ontology annotation, cellular component: Golgi apparatus.